Molecule: messenger RNA, 2101 nt
Organism: Astrephomene gubernaculifera
Lineage: Eukaryota; Viridiplantae; Chlorophyta; Chlorophyceae; Chlamydomonadales; Astrephomenaceae
Source: the annotation of a GenBank genome assembly
GUCGGCCGUCCAGUUCAUCGCCCGGCUCUCACGCGUGGCGCAUGCAGCGGGCGCCACCACGGUGGCCUCGGGGACCGCCACCGCAGCACCCCUCGGAGCACCCAGUGAUCCCACUGGCCCCGCGGAACGGCGAACCAUGCUCGCGGCAUGCAACGCCGUUACGCAGCUCAUCUGCCUGUAUCGAGUGGCGUCGGUGCUGCAGCUGCUGGACGUCCCGGGGGCCGGCAACACCAGCACGGAGCCGCGACAGCAGCCGCCGCCGCCGCCGCAGCAGCAGGCGAAUGGGUCCUCGGGCUCUGGGACUGUUGCUGGGGCAUCAGCCGUGGCGUCAGGCGGAGGCACGCAAGUGGGGUUAUCGGUGGUAGAAGCAACGGUGGAGGGCGGCGCAGUAGCAGCUGCCGUUCACCGGCAAGGAGAUGCGGCUGUGCGGGAUGCGGCUGCGCAGCCGCCAGCGCAACCGCAGCAGCCGCGGCAGGGGGGUGUUGCUGCGGGCGGUGGCGGCGACGGCGGUCGGGGUCGCGCCGGCCUGGCGUUCCAGUGGCUGCGGGAGCUGUACGGGGCUGCACGAUCGGUGUACCGAACGAGCGAGUUUUGGAGGUUCAUCGAUCGGCUCUGCCGGGUGCUCCGCGGAUUGGAGGAGCGUCACGGCCGCUUUGCGAAGAUCACGGAAAGGAACGUGGAGGCAUUCAUGAUGGUGGUGUUCGCCUACCGGCGGCCUGAGCAGACGGUCGCGGAGGGUGAGGCCGAGAGCCAUCUGCUGCAAGUUGCCUGGGACGAGAUCCUGGAGGCCCACCGCCGCCGCCAGCAGGAGCAGCAGGCGGAGGCGGCCGCAGCAGCCGCGGAAGAGGGCGCUGCCCACGAGCCGGCCGCACCUGUGGGGAGAACUGCUGAAGCGGCCGCGCCCGUGCCGCAACAUCCGGCUCCUCCUUCGCAGCAACCAUCUCAGCAGCAGCAAGCGGCAGUACAGCCACAGCCCGUACAACAACUUGCCGUACAGCAGCAACCAGUAGUGCAGCAGCAGCAGCAGCGGUUGCGCGAACGGCUUCAAGAGCACUUGCCCGCACACCUGCGCAACCUUGCACCGCAGGCCCAGCGGGCGAUGCGGUCGGCCUCACAGGGCCAGGCGGGCCCCUCACAGCAGCCACGACAGCGGCAGCAGUCACAGCAGCAGCUGCAAAUCGCUGUACCGCAAGUACCAGGCAUGCAGGGCCGGGCCCUCGCGCAGCUGCAGCAGCCCAUGCAGCAGCAGCCCAUGUUGCCCAGGCCUCAGCAAUCGCAACUGCCAUGCCACCACCAGCAGCAGCAGCAGCCCAUGCAGCAGCAGCAGCCAGCAACAGCCGCAGGCGACGUGUUGAUUCGCAUCCUGGGCUGGACACCCAUGCAGGCCGCUGUCAACGGCACUCGGAACUACACGUUGAAGUUCGAGUACGAUGGAGUGACGCUAAACACCAUGUUUAGCGUGCAGGCUUCUCAGGAACCUGAGCUGCAGUCUUCGGUGGGCGCGGAGCGCUCUCUCUCCACCAGCAUGGUUGCGGCUGCCCUUGUUGAGCUGCUUCGCUCCAAGUCGUGUGUGGUACCCCUGGAGCUGGAGCAGAUGGCCGCGGGAGUGGGCGGCACGCUCGCGACGCUGCAGUCGGUCGCGGCAAUGCUUCGGUUGUCGCAACUUAUGGCACAGCAACUGCGACAGCACGGUCGGGAGACCAUGCAGCAGCUGCGACAGCAGCAACAGCAACAGGCGUCGCAGCAAGCGCAGCAGCAGCAGCAACAGCAACAGGCGUCGCAGCAAGCGCAGCAGCAGCAGCAGGGUUUGAGCCAGCAGCAGCAGGUGUUAAGCCAACAGCAGCAGCAGCAGGCGUCGCAGCUAGCGCAGCAGCAGCAACAGCAACAUAUGUUGAAACAACAGCAGCAACAGCUGCAACAGCAGGUGUUAAGCCAACAACAACAGCAGCAGCAACAGAUGUUAAGUCAGCAUCAACAGCAGUUGCAACAACAGCCCACCCAGGUGCUGCACUCCCAGCUGCAGCCAGGCACGCAACCCUCACCACACACCACUCCCCGCGCAGCUGCGGCCGCACCCACCGCCUUCUCUCCUGCUGCGACU